AGUCAGCUUGGCAGAGUUACUCUGAAAUGAGGAAUUAGAGGCUGAGAUCUGAGGAACAAGAACUGCAGCCAGAAGAAGAGGGACCGGGCCCUGAAGACACUUCUACUGAGAGGUCUGCCAUGGCCUCUCUUGGCCUCCAACUUGUUGGCUACAUCCUAGGCCUUCUGGGGCUGUUGGGCACGGUGAUUGCCAUGUUGCUCCCCAAUUGGCGAACGAGUUCUUAUGUCGGUGCCAGCAUUGUGACGGCAGUUGGCUUUUCCAAGGGCCUCUGGAUGGAGUGUGCCACCCACAGCACAGGCAUCACCCAGUGUGACAUCUACAGCACCCUUCUAGGCUUGCCUGCUGACAUUCAGGCUGCCCAGGGCAUGAUGGUGACAUCCAGUGCAAUCUCCUCGCUGGCCUGCAUUAUCUCUGUGGUGGGCAUGAGAUGCACAAUCUUCUGUCAGGAAUCCCGAGCCAAAGACAGAAUGGCGGUAGUGGGCGGAGUCUUCUUCAUCCUUGGAGGCCUCCUGUGCUUCAUUCCUGUUGUCUGGAAUCUUCAUGGGAUCCUGCAGGACUUCUACUCACCACUGGUGCCUGACAGCAUGAAAUUUGAGAUCGGAGAGGCUCUUUACUUGGGCAUUAUUUCUUCCCUGUUCUCCUUGGUGGCUGGAAUCAUCCUCUGCUUUUCCUGCCUAUCCCAGAGAAAUCGCUCCAACCACUACGAUGCCUACCAAGCCCAGCCUCUUGCCACUAGCAGCUCUCCCAGGCCUGGUCAGCCUCCCAAAGCCAAGAGUGAAUUCAACUCCUACAGUCUGACAGGGUAUGUGUGAAGAACCAGGGGCCAGAGCUGGGGGUGGCUGGGUCUGUGGAAACCAGUGGACAGGCCCCUGGGGCCACAGGUGAGGGACGUUGCCACUGCAUCAUGUCAGAAGGUGCUGCUGAGGACAGACUGACUUUGGCCGCUGGAUUGAGCAAAGGCAGAAAUGGGAGCUAGUGUGACAGCGGGCAGGUUGAAUUGCCUGCAGGAUGCUCGCCAAGCCAGCCUUUCUGUUUCCCUCACCUUGCCCUCCCCCUGCCCUGAGUCCCCAACCCUCAACUGGAAAUCGCAGCCCCUACCUUUAGCCAGGCCCCAGAGGCUCCCUUCUGCCCUUUGGUUUACCUGGGAAUCCAUCCCCAAACCCACUAAUCACAUCCCGGGGACUUACUCUCUCUGAUCAAGGACCCUCUCCCUCUGGCUGAGGUUGCUCUUAGCUUGUCGCUGGGGGAUGGGGGGAGAAGUGGUGGCUUUUAUGGGCAUGGCUCCAAACUCCUUCUCAAGCCUCCCUCUAAAGAAACUGAUUGGUCAGUAAUGGGCCAUGGAACCUCCAUCCCACUCCUGUUAUGACUCCACAGUGUCCAGACUGGUUUGUGCAUGAACUGAAAUAAAACCAUCCCACGGUAUCCAGGGAACAGAAAGCAACUGGGUGCAGGAUGAGAGGAUGGGUAGGCAGCCUGGGAC
This is a messenger RNA of Propithecus coquereli (Coquerel's sifaka), 1480 nucleotides long. It is a transcript of the gene CLDN2, whose product is annotated as claudin 2. Gene Ontology annotation, biological process: bicellular tight junction assembly; calcium-independent cell-cell adhesion. Gene Ontology annotation, molecular function: structural molecule activity. Gene Ontology annotation, cellular component: plasma membrane; bicellular tight junction. The record is from RefSeq and is a predicted model, not a curated record. The transcript has a single exon. The coding region runs from base 120 to 812 and encodes 230 amino acids. NCBI's taxonomy places the organism in Eukaryota, Metazoa, Chordata, Mammalia, Primates, Indriidae.